Molecule: messenger RNA, 1956 nt
Organism: Lycium barbarum (goji berry)
Lineage: Eukaryota; Viridiplantae; Streptophyta; Magnoliopsida; Solanales; Solanaceae
Product: protein TIC 40, chloroplastic
Exons: 14
Coding region: 245-1597 (450 amino acids)
Biological process (GO): protein import into chloroplast stroma; chloroplast organization
Cellular component (GO): chloroplast inner membrane; chloroplast thylakoid membrane
Source: RefSeq, a predicted model, not a curated record
UCAAGAGGCAAAGGCGAGUAACAAAAGAAUUUACAUAAUUUUCUCUAACUUUAGUUUUCUAUAUCUCAAACAAAAGAAUGAGCAUAGGAAACCUAUCCAUAUAACCCGCUCCAUUUUCAAUUCAUAACACUUCUUUGAAAACCUCGAAAAAUAGUGACCCUUUUGCAGUUGUAAUUUUCUUCUUCAUUCAGUAAUAGUAAGGUGAAGUAGCAGCAAUUUUUUUAAUUGAGUAUUUUUUGAGGUGAUGGAGAACAUAGGUAUAGUUUCUUCACCUAAAAUGGUAUUGGGUCUCUCUUCAAAUCCAGUUAUUUCCAACAAAACCUUCUUUGGUCUUCCUUAUUUACCCAAAAGACCCUCCAAGAAUUCAAGAACUGUCAGACCCACACCUUGUUUUCAAGUGGUUUCUUGUUUUCAGGGUCCAAAAGUCACUAAAAAGAUAGUGGUGAGAAAAUUAGGGAGGGAUUCUUUUGCUAGCACUACAACUAAAGGUGGCCAGCAGACUUCUUCAGUUGGUGUAAAUCCACAAUUUUCAGCUCCACCACCAUCUCAAGUAGGGUCUCCUCUUUUUUGGAUUGGAGUUGGUGUUGGGUUUUCAGCACUUUUCUCAUGGGUGGCUUCAUACCUAAAGAAGUACGCUAUGCAGCAAGCAUUCAAAACAAUGAUGGGACAAAUGAAUGGCCAGAAUAGUCAAUUUAGCAACACUGCCUUUUCACCCGGGUCACCUUUUGGCAACGCUUCUUUUUCACCUGGGUCAUCUUUUCCAUUCCCACCACCUCCAGUGUCAAGUCCAGCUAGUUCAUCACCUUCACCACCUACUACAUCCACCUCAUCUACACCCUCAGCUUCAUUUGCAUCUCAGACGGCGACUGUUGAUGUAUCUGCAUCUAAAGUGGUGGAGCCUCCAGCUGUGAAUGUCAAAAAUGAAACAGAAGCUGAAAAGGAGCCAAAGAAAAAUGCUUUUGUUGACAUUUCUCCUGACGAAACAUUCCAGAAGGGUGCUUUUGAAAAUUAUAAGGAAUCAACUGAGCCAGCAGCUUCGGUAACUGUUGAUCAGGUAACUCAAAAUGGAGCUGCUUCACAGUCAGGGUUUGGUGCAAAUACAUCCGACAAUACCUCAUCAACUGGAAAAUCCAAUCCGCUAUUGUCAGUGGAUGCUCUGGAGAAAAUGAUGGAAGAUCCAACAGUGCAGAAGAUGGUUUACCCCUAUCUACCGGAGGAGAUGAGGAAUCCUACAACAUUUAAAUGGAUGUUACAAAAUCCCCAAUACCGUCAACAGUUGCAGGACAUGAUGAAUAACAUGGGUGGAAACCCAGAAUGGGACAACCGCAUGAUGGAUAACUUGAAGAAUUUUGAUCUUAGCAGCCCUGAAAUCAAGCAACAAUUUGAUCAAAUAGGGCUUACUCCCGAGGAAGUCAUUUCAAAGAUUAUGGCUAAUCCUGAUGUUGCUAUGGCUUUCCAAAAUCCAAGAGUGCAAGCAGCCAUCAUGGAUUGUUCUCAGAAUCCACUGAGUAUUUCAAAAUAUCAAAAUGACAAGGAGGUGAUGGAUGUCUUCAACAAAAUAUCGGAACUAUUCCCUGGGAUGUCAGGUUCACCUUGAUUCGCUCCUUCCUGCUUAAGCAGCUAUUAUGCGAGCGGACUUUGUCAUUUUUGUUCUGUUUGAGUGAGGUAUCAGUCAGAACUGUUGGGCUUUAAGAUGUAGUUUGCACCCUCUGUUGGUUAUGUGCUAGCGGAAGGCUCAUGUUGCAACGGAUGCACAUGAAAACGUCGCCUCCUUGUUAAGAAUAUAUAAAUUCAUCGCCCUUCUCAAAUUUUGUGGAUGUUAACAUACUUGCGUUGGCUUACCAGUAGUCUUUUAGAAGCUAACUUCAGCUGUAAAUUUACCAGUUUCUUUAUGGUUUUAGAGUCACUUACGCUUAUUCAACUGUCUUGAUUUCAUGAAAAUGCACUAUUCUUCUA